UCUAUCUUACCUUCUGGCCCAUCGAUGCCUGGUACUCAGUCACAAUCAAUGAACUUAAUCCAUCGCUGUUAAACCUGUACAUCAAGAAUCAAACCAUUUCUGUCACUACCUAUCGUCCUGUCUAUCUCCGUGGCGCUCCACAUCCCAUUAACAUCAUCCUCCUCCGUCUUGACUUUAUAACGUUGAAGACACACGAUCAUCGCCGCUGAGCCCCGCCACCACAUUACCAGUCGCCAGCAUAGCCACAGAUCAAUAUGUCCGCGGAGCCCAACUCCCAAUUUGCGCCCGAGCCGAAGAUCCAGAACAAGGAUCGCGAGCUGACCUUCAAGCAAAAACUGGACCAGGCCGCCCACGAUGCUCGGAAACCCGACGACGAGCCCAAGCAGAACCCAAUCAUUGAGAAAGUGACACAGUACAUCCCAGCCGUCGCCAAUAUCCUUGGACAUCCGCAGGAGGAGAAAGGUGAGAAGGUAUCGCGGCCUGGAAUUCCUGGACCCCCAGAACGGCCUUACGACGACACCCAGGUCGAAGAGUUCAUUCGGCAACAGCACCGUAGCAAGGGAGAGGACGGUUUGCUUCAAUGAACACGAAGCGCGACUGAGAACCGCCAUGGAAACCGCCAAUUCGCAAGGACACCACGGCGUGAAUGGGCUGUCAUUGGAUUGGCAUUAUUUGGGUAAAUUUUCACACAAGCACGCGCCCAUACGACGAAACGAAGUCGGCUUUGCACUUUACAUCCCUCGAUGUCAUCCUAUUAUCCAAG
This is a messenger RNA of Colletotrichum navitas, 763 nucleotides long. RefSeq lists its product as uncharacterized. The coding region runs from base 255 to 584 and encodes 109 amino acids. Lineage: Eukaryota; Fungi; Ascomycota; Sordariomycetes; Glomerellales; Glomerellaceae. The transcript has 2 exons. The record is from RefSeq and is a predicted model, not a curated record.